This is a messenger RNA of Fusarium musae, 2760 nucleotides long. RefSeq lists its product as uncharacterized. The record is from RefSeq and is a predicted model, not a curated record. The transcript has a single exon. Bases 1 to 2760 code for a protein of 919 amino acids. Lineage: Eukaryota; Fungi; Ascomycota; Sordariomycetes; Hypocreales; Nectriaceae.
AUGGAAAACUCACAAGCUCCCACUGCAGCUCACGACGGAUACGGGUAUGGAUCAGAUUUGGAGACAGACCGUGAGGACUCAUAUCUAACAAUUCAUCAAAGUAGUGGCAAUGGAGAUCAGACUACGCCUCGUCCUGUUUUUGAGACGCUCAACUCGACACCCGAACCGAAUCCGCUACUCUCUGAAAACCAGGGUGACGACAAGAAAAAGGGCCCCUACUCUGACCUCCCCGAGCCUAUCGAGGUCAUCCCCGUUCAGCCGACCAGUGAUGCCCCUGAGAAGACGAGUGAGGCUCAAGAUUCAACCCAAGAGCCUGCAAACAAGCCAACUUUCACGCAGAACCCUUCUGCACCUGUUCUCACAACCUCAAUCGUGCCUAAGGACCCUACCACGGUGGCUGAGAAGCCCACCUCGGCUGAACAAUCAGACUACAAGCCUCCCAAGGAUACUGCUGUUGUCUCUGAGACUGCCCCAGUUACCAAAGAGAUUCCCACCUCUACAAAGGAGGCUCCAACAUCCGAGCCUGUCAACGAUGCUACGACAGUAGUGCUUGAGGUCCCUACAACCGAAGCAGCCCAGAAGCCAGAGAACACAGGCACCCAGAGCCUGUCCUCUACUCUUGACCUCGGUACAAUUCACCCUUCAGAUGGGGAGGAGACUAAGCCAAGCGCCGUUGAAGAGACCACGGCCCCUGAGGCGCCCUCUGCUCCCGCUACAACAGCUCCAGGAAACGAGCAACCUACCUCUGCUGUUGAAGAAGAGACAACUACCUUUGCGUACCAGCCGACUCCUACUGGUUACCUUACAACCAAGGCGCCUUCGGAUACAGCUUUCCCAGUAAAUCCUAAACACCCUACUCAAGUGUACCCCAAGCCUUCUACCACAUCUGAAGGCCCCAUGGAGGAGACUUCCACCCCCGAGACGGAGUCUCCUGCGGGUACAACUCGGAUCGUGUCUGUAGUUGAGCCUGAGGGACCCCAGUCCCAGACGACAUCUGAUGCACAAAGCCAGCCUGCUCCCACCUCUCAAGUUCACCAGUCUUAUGAUCCUGUGCAAAACCCUAGUGGUCAACAGCCUGAUACUCCAGCUGCUACUACCGCACCGGCUCAGCCUCAAAACCCUGUUCCUACUUCACAGCCUGCUCAGCCCCAGCCUGGUGUGCCGGCUUCAACUGCUCCCUCCCAGCCCCAGAAUCCAGUUCAUACUUCGGAGCCAACUCAAGCUCAGCCAGAGACCCCAGUUACAUCCCAGGUCCAACAGCCUGAGGCGCCCGCAGUCACUUCAGCAGUUCAGAAGCCAACAUCUGUCCCUUCGAAUGGCCAGCCCCAAUAUCCUGCACCUGACUCCAAUACUCAGCCUGCAGUUCCCGCUGCACCACCUACCAGCACCGUCCUUGUAUCUGACCCCUCAGCCCCUGAGACGACUUCAGCACCCAAGGUAGUCCCCUCGGGAACAUCAGCCAGCGGCGUUCCAACCAUCAACCCUGGUGUUCCCACAGGAACCAGUGCCAUUCCUGCUUCUGCGUACGCCAGCAAUGUCGUCGAUGCUCGCACAUACAACGAGGAAUUUGCCAAACUCACACCCGAGUCUUCGUGUAUGAAGGGCCAGGCUGCUUGUAUUAACGGACAAACCGGUGUAUGUGAUGAUACUGGCAAGUUCCAGCUCACACCUUGCAAUACCAAAGGCGAGAAGUGCUUCGCUCUUCCUCUGUACAACUUUGAGGGUGGCAUCAAGAUUGUUUGUGAAGAUCCUGCGACUGCUGCCAAGAUUCUUGGUGGAACUCCGAGCAGUGGUGAGGACAACACUGUUCCCGGAAAUGGAAAUGGAGGCAAGGAGCAGCCUGCAACUACAUCAACCGCCGAGAAGCCUGCGGUUCCCGUUGUUACUGUUACGACUAUAGUUACUGUCGAUGACGGCGCAACCCCUGAACCAACUGGAGAGCCUGCUACAGAUCAACCUUCUCAGCCUGCUCAACAGCCAUCGCAGCCAACUCAACCUGCCAAUGGACAAACUUCACAGCCUGGCUACCAGCAACCUUCGCAACCACAGCCUGUGCCUGAGCAGCCUACACAACCCGCCCCUGAACAGACAAGCCACCAGUCAGCUCCCGAGGAGCCUUCUCAACCUCAACCUUUGCCGGAGAAGUCCACUCAGCCUGUCGCUGAGCAACCUAGCCAGCCAGCCCAGACCCAGCCAGCCGAGGCACAGCCAUCCCAACCAUCAGAGGAGAAACCUAGUCAGACAAACCCCGCGGAGCCUUCCAACCCUCAGCCAACAAAGGCCUAUGAAGACCUUCCUCCCACUUCUGUCCCCGUCGCUGAACAAAGCACCACAUCUGUUCCUUUGCCUGGUGGCACAACUUUGACCAAGUCCAUCAAGAAGCCUGAUGAAGCCAAGCCCACAGGCUCACCAGACGAUGAUGAUAACAAUGGACAGGACGGCAACGACAAGGGCAAAGAUGGUCAUGAUGACGAUGAUAAGCCCACAUCUGUGGUCCUCAUCCCCAUUCCCGACAAGCCUACGGAUGCCCCGUCUCCAGCUGCUACAGAAGCAAAGGUCGACAACGAAGGCAGCAAAGAUGACAAGAAGCCCGCUGCUGUAACACGCACUGGCGACGAUGCUCACGCCACAACCAUUGUCGUCGAUGGGACUCCGACUGUAUCGGUCUACUUCACAGUGACAGUGACAGAAAAGGACCAGGCUACCGUCACCGUCACCGAGAAGGAGAAGGAGACUGUGACGCUGGUGAUAAGCGCAUAG